Messenger RNA from Elephantulus edwardii (Cape elephant shrew), 747 nucleotides. RefSeq names its product maestro (gene MRO). NCBI's taxonomy places the organism in Eukaryota, Metazoa, Chordata, Mammalia, Macroscelidea, Macroscelididae. Bases 1 to 747 code for a protein of 248 amino acids. The transcript is spliced from 6 exons. Gene Ontology annotation, cellular component: cytoplasm. The record is from RefSeq and is a predicted model, not a curated record.
AUGGAUCAAACACAGAGAAGAAGCAGGGGCAAUGCCCUUUGCAGCUCUACCUCUCAGCCCAAGAAGAAAAGGACAUCGCUGAUGUCUUUCUUUUCCAAGGUAUCUGGGAAACUAAGGUUCCAGAAGCGGGAGUCUCUGAGGAACACUCUUACCUUCUUGGCAGAAAGAGCCUGGGACCGCAGUGCUAGAAAGCGUCACAUGGUGAUGAAAGGCCUGGGCACGCUGGCCUGUGAAGCCCCGGACAAGGUGAGGAAGUAUAAGAAGAUUUUCCUUGACCUGCUGGUGCAUGGGCUGUAUGACCCUGUGAGCUCUGAGGUCAUCCACGAGAGUCUGAAGACACUGGCCAUCGUCCUGAGCAAGCUCCAGGGUAAAGGCCUGGGCUCCUUCUUCAUUGACAUCACCCUCCAGACCAGGACUUUGUUAGAUGAUGACAAUGACAACCUGAGAUACUCAGCCUUUGUCUUGUUUGGACAAUUGGCUGCCUUCGCUGGACGGAAAUGGAAGAAAUUUUUCACCACGCAGGUUAAGCAGACCCGAGAUUCACUGCUGACCCAUUUAUGGGAUAGAAAUCCUCAAGUGGCCAAGGCUUGCAAAACAACUUUCCGCGCCUGCUCCCUCUACAUGAAACCAAGGAAGGAGUACAUCUUCCAGAGCGAAGAGGAACAAAGAAAUCCAAAGCUCUGCCGGCAGCUGAGUCACUACCACCCAGAGCUCCUGCAAUUCUUCUAUGCAAAUAAGAUCCUUUGA